UCAGUAACAGGAUUUCGUUGAAGAUCUUUGAAAUGAGCUUAGACGCUGCAGUGAGUGUAUUAACCAGAGCUGUGGAGCUUGAUCAAGCUCAAAGCUACUCUGAGGCAUUAGUGUGCUAUCAAGAAGGUCUAGCCUUGUUAAUGAACGUUCUGAAAGACACAAAAGAUGACUCGCAGAAGGUACACUACCGUGCAAAGAUGGAGUCCUACAUUGAACGGGCAGAAAAACUGAAAAAAUUGGUCAGGGAACAGCAAGAGGCGGGAACUUUUCACGAGAAACUCAAUAUCACAGAAGGAUCCACUGGAUAUAGCUAUAGACGCGUGUUUGAGAAGUACUUGGAGGGUAAUGUUCAAGAAGUUGUAGUCGAAGAUCCCUACAUUCGAAACAUUCACCAGAUAUAUAAUUUUCUUCGAUUUUGCGAGUUGCUGGUGCGUAAAGGAACGGUGCGGAACAUAAAACUGCUUACCACUCAAGAUGAAGAUCAAGAGAGUCAAAAUAAUCAGGCUAAGAGACUUCAAGGACUAAAAAACAGUUUAAAAAAAUACAACAUAAAUCUUGAGAUUGGAUUCUCUCAAACACUUCAUGAUCGCGAGAUUAGAUUCAGCAAUGGCUGGGUGAUCAAAAUUGGUAGAGGACUUGACUACUUCAAACCUCCUCCAGGAAAGUUCUGUAUUGGUUUCUGUGACUUUGACUUACGAGAAUGUCAUGAGACAGUAGUUGACAUUUAUCUGAAGAAAGUAUGAAAAAGUGAUCAGGGCUAUUUAGCCUUAAGUGCAUGUAAUUGCAUAAUCCUGUUAGUAUUUGUUGUAUGUGUUGAUGAGAGACAAUAUCCCUUAGAGCUCUUUCUGUGUCCUUGCAGAUGGGAUGGGAUGAACAGAGCCUCUGGUGUGGGAUGUAGGGUAGAAGGAGCAGAUCCAAUCUAGUUAGGGGGUAAUGGGAGUAAACCCAUGUAGUGUGGGUA
Molecule: messenger RNA, 961 nt
Organism: Pocillopora damicornis (cauliflower coral)
Lineage: Eukaryota; Metazoa; Cnidaria; Anthozoa; Scleractinia; Pocilloporidae
Product: MIT domain-containing protein 1
Source: RefSeq, a predicted model, not a curated record